AUGGGACUCAUGCACAUAACAGGUCACCGCGACGGCCCACCCGCCAAAGUAGGCGUUGCAGUCACCGAUCUGACCACCGGCCUCUACACCUCCAACUCCAUCCUCGCAUCUCUGUUGCAACGCUCCCUCACCAACAAAGGCCAAUGGAUAGACAUCUCCCUCUCAGACUGCCAAGUCGCCACCCUCUCCAACCUCGCCUCUUCCCAUCUCAUCAGCGGCAAACCAGAUUCAGGCCGUUGGGGAACUGCACACNCCUCCAUCGUACCCUACAAAGGCUUUUCCACCGCAGACGGCAGUAUCAUGCUAGGCGGCGGCAACGAUCGUCUUUUCGGAGUGCUUUGCGACCGCCUUGCAAAGCCCGAAUGGAAACAAGACCCCAAAUUCGUGACUAAUGCAAACAGAGUGGCCAAUAGGGAUUUGCUCGAGGAAUUGAUUACGACGGUUACGAAGACGAAAACUACACAGCAGUGGUUGGAUGUUUUUGAGGGCAGUGGCAUGCCGUAUGCUGCUGUUAAUGAUAUUGCGGGAACGAUGAGACAUGAACAUGGUAAGUGUUUUGCCUCUGCUUCUCCAUAUCCUCCUUCCUCGCUCUUUCCUUGUUUCUUCCUUCCUUGCCCUUUCCCUAUCCCUUCCUCCCAACUCCAUUCUCUUUGA
Aureobasidium musti is the source of this 654-nucleotide messenger RNA. NCBI's taxonomy places the organism in Eukaryota, Fungi, Ascomycota, Dothideomycetes, Dothideales, Saccotheciaceae. The record is from the annotation of a GenBank genome assembly.